Molecule: messenger RNA, 1088 nt
Organism: Ciona intestinalis (vase tunicate)
Lineage: Eukaryota; Metazoa; Chordata; Ascidiacea; Phlebobranchia; Cionidae
Source: RefSeq
UUCUAAACUUAACUUAAUCAAACAUAAUGAUAAAAAUAAUGUUGUGACAAGAAACAAAGCUACAUAUUCCUAACCAAACAGUUUAGUUUAUUUUAAAUAAAUGUUCCAAUCUUUUUACUUGUUCAGACACUACUGAGAUAGAAACAAUUUGAAUAUGUACGAUUAUGUAGUAUUUGGUCAUUGAAAUAUCUGAAACAACUUUGGAUAUAUUUUCAGUAAGGAAUCGUCAUACUUGGGUAUGGCAGGUAGCAUACCACGGAAACUAUGGGAGGGAAAGAUUCCAGCUGCAUUUAGCCUUGCUAGUUAUGAAGUAUCCAGUUCUAAGCAGCCUUCACCUGUUUAUAUGAUGCUGCCAAGGUCAUCUUACCUUUCUCUUUUUACUUCAAAAAUGGUCGAACAUUUUUCCCAUUAUAUGGAGGAGGAAAAGAGGGGAGAGGUAUGGUUUGAAUUCAACGGGAAUCCUCUGCGUUGGCAUUAUCCUUGUGGGCUUCUGUUUGAUCUGCACUGUGACACUACAUCUGAUUUACCAUGGCCUAUCACGGUACAUUUCCAGAACUUUCCUCAAGGGGAGUUGAUCCGUUGUAAUAGCGAAAAAGAGAUUCAAGCGCAUUACAUGUCUGUUAUCAAAGAAGCAGAUCAACUUAAGCAUAAAGGACAAGUGAUAAAUGGAAUGAGAGAAACACAGCAUGACCAACUUUGGCACGGAGUAAAGAUGGAUAAUUUUGAUGAGUUUUGGUCGAUAAACAAACAAUUCAUGUCCGGUUUUGAAACCACAGACUACUUUCGUUUUAUUCCAUUGCGGGUCUACUUUCAAAAUCGAAUAAUUCAAAAACUUUUUAAACCAAGUAAUAAUGAAAACCUCACACUAAAUGAAGCAUUGACAAUAUGCUUGCCUUCCUUUUUUGCCAACGAUAAAACAUUACCUUUAAAAGUGAAAGUUUUAACUCAGGGGAUAGAGCCACCUUUAACAUGCUCACUGCAGUGGCUAAGUGAAAAUUUUAGUUAUGCAGACAACUUCUUACACAUUUGUGUACACCAGUCAUGAAUUUUGUUUUAAAGAGUUUCAAAAACCAUUAGCAAAAUGCUUG